Pieris macdunnoughi is the source of this 2232-nucleotide messenger RNA. The record is from the annotation of a GenBank genome assembly. NCBI's taxonomy places the organism in Eukaryota, Metazoa, Arthropoda, Insecta, Lepidoptera, Pieridae.
AUGCAAGCAAAGAAACGUUACAUUCUUCUUACACUAUCUAUAAUAGUAAUAUUGUAUUGCUGUAUUGACGGAUUUCGUAUGAAGACUGAAAGUUUUCAAAAGAACUAUCGCACUGACCUGCCCUCCUUUGCAACUAUAGAAGAACUUUACAAAGCUCCGUCGCCUCUUAAACGCAAUCCAGAUUCAAAAAGAAAGUCAUGUCGAAUGGAAUCCUGUUUUAAUUAUGCUAAUUGUGGAAGUGAUCCCAAAGUUUAUGUAUAUCCAACCGAUGGUCCUGUUAGUGCCACUUAUCGAAAAGUCCUGUCAGUAAUUCGCGAAUCUAGAUAUGCAACGCGUGAUCCAUCUGAGGCAUGUUUAUUUGUACCAGCAGUGGACACACUGGAUGCAGACCCUUUAUCCUCGGAACAUGUGGCAGAUGUUGCAUCCCGACUAUCACGAUUACCACACUGGAAAAAUGGACGUAAUCACUUAAUUUUUAAUCUAUAUGCUGGUACUUGGCCAGAUUAUUCAGAAGGAUCUUUGGGAUUUGAUCCAGGCGAAGCUAUCUUGGCUCGAGCCAGUGUCUCAGAAGCACUAUUUAGAGAGGGAUUUGAUAUAUCAUUACCACUGUUUCAUAAGGAGCAUCCUGAGAGAGGUGGUACACCUCCUGCUGCGACUGCAAAUCCUUUUCCUGCACCACGGCGACAUUUACUUGCGUUUAAAGGUAAACGCUAUGUACAUGGCAUUGGCAGUGAGACUAGAAAUUCAUUAUGGCAUCUUCAUGAUGGUAAUAAUCUUAUCUUGGUUACAACAUGUAGACAUGGAAAAUCUUGGAAAGAUCUUAGAGAUGAAAGGUGUGAUGAAGACAAUAAAGAGUAUGAUAAAUUUGAUUAUGAACAACUAUUGGCUAAUUCCACAUUUUGCCUUGUGGCUAGAGGACGACGUCUUGGUUCAUAUAGAUUUUUGGAAGCAUUGGCAGCUGGUUGUGUACCUGUUCUUCUUAGUAAUGGAUGGAGGCUACCAUUUGAUGAACGAAUUGACUGGAGGCGUGCAGUUAUUUGGGCUGACGAACGUCUUUUACUACAGGUACCUGAGUUAGUUAGAUCUGUACCACCAGAGCGUGUGCUUGCUUUAAGACAACAGACCCAGCUGUUAUGGGAACAAUAUUUUUCUUCAAUUGAAAAAAUUGUUUUUACAGCUAUUGAGAUUAUAUUGGAAAGGAUAAUGGCACAUCGAACAUCCCGACAUCGAGAAGCAUUAAUAUGGAAUACAUCUCCGGGAGCAUUGGGAACAUUAGCAAAUUAUGGUGAUUCCCGGGCUCAUCUGCCUUUGGGUGUGACUGCUCCCGAGCCUCCUCUUGCCCCAUCUUCAUCCCCGAUGCCUCUUCCAGCCCCAUCAGUGCCUUUAAUUGCUCCACCAUCCACUCCCGGUAAAACAUUUACAGCUCUCUUGUAUGUUCAAGCUACAUCACCUGCCUUACAUAAAUUACUCGCGAAUAUUGCUAGUAGUGAAUUCUGUGAGAAGGUUGUGUUGGUGUGGGAUAGUGAGCGUGCAGCGCCUUCUUUGAAAUCAUUAUUGCGAAUGGCCGGCGAUGUACGAGAUCCUUUACCUGUCACAGUAGUUGACGCUACCACACACUAUCCAGGGGAAGGAGUAUCAGCUAGGUGGCAGCCACUAUGGGCGAUUCCAACAGCUGCUGUGUUUUCACUGGACGGUGACGCGCCGCUUUUGGCCGAAGAAUUGGAUUUUGCCUUUCGAGUAUGGAAACAAUUCCCUGAACGUAUUGUUGGUUACCCGGCGAGAAAUCACUUUUGGGACGAAUCUAAGGGCGCAUGGGGUUACAGCAGUAAAUGGGGUGGUUCCUACUCUAUGGUGCUACCAGGGGCAGCACUGGUGCAUCGGGCGGCAUUAGCCCAAUUCGCAGAAGCCCCGCCCGCCUUAAGACUGGCCGUGCGGCGCGCUCACAACUGCGAAGACAUCCUCCUUAAUUGUCUCGUUGCCCAUCUGACGCGCCGUCCGCCCCUAAAGCUCGCCCAACGCAGGCGGUAUAAGACAUCUCAUCAUCGAUACAAGACUUCUUGGACCGAUCCCGAACAUUUCGUCCAGCGACAGUCGUGUUUGAACACUUUCGCCGCCGCCUGGGGUUAUAUGCCGCUUGUUCGUUCCGUAUUAAGACUGGAUCCUAUACUUUUCAAAGACCCAGUCUCCACCCUUAGAAAGAAGUAUAGAAAAAUGGAAUUAGUCACGUCAUAG